AUUCCGUUUCUCGUCGCUUGUCCACGCCGUCGAGGGACCGCAGAGCAGAGCUGCUUGCAUCUGGAUUGCAGAUUGCCCAACCAGGCGCUCCCGGCGGCCCCUUCUCCUCCUCAGCCAUGUCGACAGCGUUCUCAACCAAGCAUCCGCUUCGGGUGGCCACACCUUCGAGCAAAGGGCGUCCAAGGUUGCCUCUAGUUAAAAUGCAAUAUUCGUCCAGCAAACGAGCUAGCCCUUCCAUUUCCUUAACUUCCAGUGCGGUGGAUGCGGCAAGAAACGAGCCCGUAGUCAAAAUGUGUGGCAUCACAUCUGCUAGAGAUGCAGAAUGUGCUGCAAAGGCUGGAGCUAAACUUAUCGGGAUGAUUCUUUGGCCCAACUCCAAGCGAUCUGUCCAGCUGUCAGAAGCCAAAGAAAUAUCCAGAGUAGCAAAGUCUUACGGGGCUGAACCUGUUGGUGUGUUUGUCGAUGACGACGAAGAGACCAUCUUAAGGUUAUCCGAUUCAUGCAACCUUGAACUCAUUCAGCUUCAUGGAGAUAGCUCUCGAGCACUACUUCCUGCUCUUGCCAAGAACAACCGAAUUGUGUACGUUCUGAAUGCUGAUGGGGAUGGAAAACUUAUCAAUUCUCCUCCCAGCGAAAAAUAUGCCAUAGACUGGUUUUUGGUGGAUAGCGCAGAGGGUGGAAGUGGCAAAGGAUUCAACUGGGAGAAAUUUCGAAUGCCGCCAGCCAAAAGCAAGAAUGGCUGGCUGUUAGCAGGAGGCCUUCAUGCGGAUAAUGUUUGCCAAGCCGCUUCUGCUCUAAAACCAAAUGGCGUGGAUGUUAGCAGUGGAAUAUGUUCUACUGAUGGUAUAAGUAAGGACCCGAAUAGAAUAUUGUCUUUCAUGAGAAGCGUACAAUUUUUGAGUUCCCAGUGAGGUCUGUGUUUAGACUGAACCUUAUAUCUCCGUGAAUUGGUUUGUGAACAAAUUUGGAAAUAGGCUGUCCUGAAUUAUAGCAA
Molecule: messenger RNA, 994 nt
Organism: Lolium rigidum
Lineage: Eukaryota; Viridiplantae; Streptophyta; Magnoliopsida; Poales; Poaceae
Product: N-(5'-phosphoribosyl)anthranilate isomerase 1, chloroplastic-like
Exons: 5
Coding region: 117-911 (264 amino acids)
Biological process (GO): L-tryptophan biosynthetic process
Molecular function (GO): phosphoribosylanthranilate isomerase activity
Source: RefSeq, a predicted model, not a curated record